AGAUCAGAUGAGAAAAGACUGAAAGAAGAAAUACAGUAAAGAAGAACCGGCUCGUCCUUUUCGUAGUGAAUAAAAAGAUAGUUCCUCACAGAACGAACCUUGAACCCUAGAUAUCGGCAAAGUGUAUAUUCAGAAAAUUGCUCCAUAAUGAUUUUGAUUGGAACAGAAGUUGUCCGUGGACCGUGCUGGAAAUGGGGUUCAGAAGAUGGAGGUGAAGGAAGUGUGGGAACUAUAAUCAAAGUGACUAAUCAAACAGUCAUGGUAAAAUGGAAAAAUAAUAUCAGCAACAUGUACAGAGUCGGUUCUGAAAAUAAUUACGAUCUAAGGAUAUUUAAUAAUGCGAAUAUCGGUAUUGAGCAUGAAAAUAUUUUCUGCAACGCAUGCAAAGGCAACAACAUCAUAGAUGGCUUGAGAUACCAAUGUCAACAAUGUUCAAUUAUCGAUCUUUGUGCCAAAUGUUACCACGGAGACAAGCACAGUUUAAAACACUAUUUUAUAAUGUACGAAAAACCUGGAUCAACAGGAAUCUUAAUGCCAAAUAGGAUAAGAGAAAAGCAAACCAAUCCGUAUACCGAGAACGUAUACUACAAAAGGCACCUACCUAUCUUAGGUAAACCCACAUAUCAAAUAAAUAUAUCAAAAAAACGUGAUAACAUAUUUCUCAUUGAUGAUGAGAAGACUGAGUGGAAAAUACCCCCAUCUUCCAAUACAUGCCUAACCUGCAGCAAACCAGCUUGGAGAAAUGUAACUUUCAUGCCAUGCAAACAUAAGUUGCUAUGUUUGAGUUGCUCUUUGAACUCCAAAAAGUGUUUCAUGUGUAGGACGGACAUAGAAUCACGGAUGACUCCUGAUGGAGAAACAAUUUCAUCCGAAACGUUUCGUAAGGAGAUGCGAAUUCAAGCAGUUUUGCAACAUUUGACUAACACUCACUGCUGCAAUAUUUGUUUGACGAACAAACCCGAUAUUACGUUCUCUUGUGGCCAUAACGCAUGUUCGAAUUGCACGCAACAACUCCAGAAUUGCCAUAUUUGCAACCAAAAUAUCAGUAGCAAAUUGCAAAUCUUUAAUUGAUUUGUUUCUCAA
Molecule: messenger RNA, 1083 nt
Organism: Nicrophorus vespilloides
Lineage: Eukaryota; Metazoa; Arthropoda; Insecta; Coleoptera; Silphidae
Product: E3 ubiquitin-protein ligase MIB2-like
Exons: 5
Coding region: 148-1071 (307 amino acids)
Biological process (GO): protein ubiquitination
Cellular component (GO): cytoplasm
Molecular function (GO): zinc ion binding; ubiquitin-protein transferase activity
Source: RefSeq, a predicted model, not a curated record